AUGGCUUGCAUAUCGUGUCGGCAGAGCAAAGUGAAGUGCGAUAGCAAAGUACCCUGUUGCUCUCAUUGCGCGAGCAAAAAGAAAGAAUGUCGCUAUCAAACUUCUGAUAAAAGAAGGUUACCUCUUCGUGUUGCAAUAGAGCUGCUGGUGUACAGAGUCGAUCAGUUGUGUCAAUUUCUCCAUGAACAUGGUCUCCAAACCCCAAAAAUGCCUGCCGAUAAGGAUGCUACCCUACAGAGAAUCCUCGAUACUCUUGGAAUGACAGGGAAAGCUGUCAGCCCCAUACCGCCACCUAUGCCUCCUAGCAUGGUCCAACACGAUGAGUGGUGCUCCCAUAAUCCUACAAUAGCCGCAAAUGAAGCUUCUUCCGAGGGCUUAGGAAAGAACAAUUUGAAUCGGCAGCGUGCUACCAACCUGCCUGUCAUCGAGCAAGAUGACUGUUGGUCUGAUUCGGGUUUGUCACCAAUUCCACAGAACAAUGGCAUGGGCCUCAUGGUACCUGAAUGUCAUCCAUCAGACUUGACCGGGGAAAGCCCAAGCAGUAUAUUCAAUACCUGGCUGUUUGACUUAGAAUUCGGUACACACAUUACGUCUUUUGCAUCUGAGAUACAACGACAGCCUAUCGUGGGCGCUUCGUCCAAUGAUGAACUUAAUGUACCACUAAAGCUGCCAGCCGAUUGUUUCGGACAUGUCUAUUCUGAGAGCGGCUCGGCUAUCUUUAGAGAAUCGGCCAGCACAUUUGACAUUGAAGGCCUGGUUGAUGAAAUCUCCGACCGCGUUGGCACCUUGAAAAUUGGCCCUGGAGGGAAGACCCGUUAUUAUGGCCCAACGUCCACGUUCAAUCUAAGGGAUAUGCCAUCCUCAUCCGACUAUGAUAUAGGACAGACAAUCUUGAACUGUGAUUCUGGGUCAGAGGAAGAGAUUCCUGCGGCUCUAGAAGAUCAGCUUCUUGGCCAUUAUUUCAGAUGGCAGGACCCGUCAUUGCAUGUCGUUGACCAAUCUAUUUAUCAAGAAGGGAAAGAAAAGUGGAACAACAUGGAGGAGACCCCAUACUAUUCUGAGGCAUUGAGGUAUGCAAUGUGUGCGCUCGGUAGUGCGUUUGAACCUCGAUACCAUCCGACUAUCGUCACGUUUCCGAAGACUCUCGUUGAUUUUUUUGGCGAUCGCGCGAAGUCAAGACUUGAAACGGAGCUGGAUUCUCCUUCUGUCGCAACCAUUCAAGCAAUGGUUAUCUUGAGCAGCCACGAAAUUGGAAACGGGAAGGACACAAGAGGACUUUUAUAUAGCGGAUCGGCAUUGAGGCUUGCAUUCGAUCUUGGUUUGCAUCUUGACAUGUCUAGCUACGUGUCCACCGGAAUGAUCUCAGCUGCCCACGCAAACCUCCGUAGAACUGUCUUCUGGGCCGCAUACAUAAUUGACCACCAGCUAGGGUUCCAUCUUGGUAAACUGUUUCGCACCAGCAUGGAAAUCGUGACGGUUGGGAAACCCCGUCAAGAUGAAGCCUACGUCGACAAUUGCGGAUUGCCAUCAGGCGAGCCAUCGUCUGCCAGCCAUGGUUCCGCCUUGAUAGAGGGCAAAGACGCCAUCAGCCAACAGCUAGUUUCCCUCUGCGAGUUGAUGUCCCCGUGUGGGUAUAUACUAUACGGUACAUCCGCUAUUUCAAAGGAGAUUCUUCAAAAGCUCAAUGCUAAAAUUGUUGCCGAGCUCCUUAAGUGGAAAGCGUCCCUCCCACCUAUGUUACACAUGGAUCUCGAUGACGACAAUUCGCAUUACCUUCCACAUGUGCUGCUCCUACACAUGCAAUACCAUCAGAGCAUAAUCUACGCCCAUAGACCAUGGAUAUCAAAAAGUCAUCUACAACCGUAUCCACCCAGAGGACCCGGAUACUCCCACGCCCGCGAAAUGUGCAUUCAAUCUGCCAUUGCGAUCUCAAAGAUUCUUAGUAUGUAUGAAAAUCGCUAUACGUUGCGGCGAAUCAAUGUACAAGCUGUAUUCAUAACGUCCUCCGCCACACUAUUCCUCCUCUUCGCCGCUUUCUCGAACUGCUCCUCUCAUCUUGGAAAUAUUUCACUGCAUCUAACGACAUGUUUCAGAGCCUUAGAUGAGUUCACUCUCUCCUGGAAAAGUGCUCAAACAGCGAAGGACCUUCUAGUCGGUCUACAGCGCCAAUGGGAUCUACGGAUGCGGUCCAAUAAAGCGCAGCCGUGGACAGGCGGAUUAUCACGUACUACGCAAUAG
Messenger RNA from Aspergillus eucalypticola CBS 122712, 2238 nucleotides. Its product is annotated as Zn(II)2Cys6 transcription factor. Gene Ontology annotation, biological process: regulation of DNA-templated transcription; DNA-templated transcription. The transcript is spliced from 8 exons. NCBI's taxonomy places the organism in Eukaryota, Fungi, Ascomycota, Eurotiomycetes, Eurotiales, Aspergillaceae. Bases 1 to 2238 code for a protein of 745 amino acids. The record is from RefSeq and is a predicted model, not a curated record. Gene Ontology annotation, molecular function: zinc ion binding; DNA binding; DNA-binding transcription factor activity, RNA polymerase II-specific.